UGCCACGAUCCUCUCUCUUAUUGGCCGGCCAACGUUCGUUCAUUUCCUUAACAACAAAAAGUAACCAGCAUGAAGUGUGUGUAGGCACACGCUCUAGAAAUAAUUCGGCAAUGAAAAGCUGGCUGACAGUGUGUGUUGUAGCGGCUGCGGUGGUGUACGGUCUUGGCAGAGCGAACAGUGAGAAGUUGGGCUCUGAUGGAACAAUUAGUUUCUCGGCCCCAUCGCUAGACACGGAGGAGACACAUUCGAGCCACAUGCCGCAACGUCUGCGCUGCGACGCGUGUCGGGCAAUUGCGUUUCAGUUUAAAGACUAUCUUUCUAAAGCUGAGAAUAAGCGAACUGGAAAAACACAACUAAGUGAAUCAGAGUACAUUGAUACGAUUGAGCAAUGCUGCUCUCAGAAAUGGGACCAGUAUGGGCUAAAAGAGGUGAAUGGAAUGAAAAGGAUUUCUGGGCCUGGUUUGGAAGAAGAAGAAAAAAUGGGCAUGGUGAUGCUUGGAGGGCCAUGGCCAGGAAGAUUGUAUAAAAUGUGCCAUAGCUAUCUUGGGGAGUACGAGGAAGCUGAUAUUUACAAAGCCUACAGAAAAAAUCCUCAUUUCUUAGAAGAGUUUCUUUGUUUUGGAAAAAAUGGAGACUGCACAAAAUCUGGUCAAAUAAAAAAAAGAAAAUCCUCUGAAAAAGAACUGUAAAAUAUUCCUGAGGGUGGAAUACAUACAUGUUCAUGAUGUAAAUUGAUGCCACACAUUUUUAAAAUUGGAAUGUUGACAUUGUGCCUUCAGAAUACAUUGGUCUUAUGAAAAAUCUAUAAAUGUGUGCAAUUUUCAAUAUUUAUUUUUUCAGAUAUUCAUUAUUUCUUACUUCCAUCUAAGAAUAUUCAAAAUGUUUAUUUUUAUAUAGGCUUGCCUUAAAGAAACAAAGAUUACAAAUAAAACCAUUUUUCAGUCUAUAAUUUGUAUUUUGUUCUCUGAAUUCUAGAAAAAAAGAUAUUUUGUAUCUAUAACAUUGCAGCCAACAAUGUGUCUGUGGAAGACUAAGGCCUUUUGUUGUUGUACUGUUUUUUGAUUCUGAAUGAAAGAAGCUAAUUUUGACACAGAUGAAUAUGUAGAGGUCAUCGCUAACGCUGAGGUAGAGUAGAGUAAAGUACAGUGUGUGCUUUGUCACUCUUCAGGCAUUUUGUGCUUUCAUGUAUACACAUCACUGAAUGUAACUGGCAGUGGAUGCAUCCACACAAGUAAGCCCAGCUACGGUUAUGCAGCUAGAUCGGCAGUUUGUUUUUAAGCUUGAGCAGUGGAGCCCACUGCUUGUAAUUUUCAGCACCCUAAAUACACAUCCUGUCUUUACCAUCUCAGCAGUGUAGAUGUGGGGAGGAGGAAAUUACAUUCUAAGCAAUUCCUCAGCAGAGUCUGCAUGUGUGUCACAAUUGUCAGUUAGUGGGAGAUUUUCGAGCCUUCACUAUUUUUUAAUUAUAUGUGAUUUUAAAAGUAGGUAUAUAUCAUUGUCAUUUUAUUAUUGAAUUUAAAACAUAUUUCUGUUAAUUGAGUAAUAAAGCAUUAUACAUUUUUGCCAGUGUCC
Molecule: messenger RNA, 1572 nt
Organism: Erpetoichthys calabaricus (reedfish)
Lineage: Eukaryota; Metazoa; Chordata; Cladistia; Polypteriformes; Polypteridae
Product: marginal zone B- and B1-cell-specific protein-like
Exons: 4
Coding region: 111-689 (192 amino acids)
Biological process (GO): regulation of B cell proliferation
Cellular component (GO): extracellular region; endoplasmic reticulum chaperone complex
Source: RefSeq, a predicted model, not a curated record